GUGAAACCCAGAGGUGUCAGGCAGAGUGUUGGGAUCGGGAAGUUUUUCCUGGAUCGGCGGUACUGCGCGGUGGGGAGACAGCCUGCCCGGGUCUCCCUCCGUCUCCUUUCUCCUCUGCGGGGCUCCAAGCUCGGCUCGGUCCUUUCUCUUUACCCAUACGAGUGACACAACAUGCCCCUUAAUGGCAAGAAGCAGCAUGUGGGCGAGGACCAGCCCAGUGACUCGGACUCCUCCCAGUUCUCAGAAAGCCUGGCUUCUCUCAGUGACUGCGAGUGCUCCAGCAAAUCCAGUUCUCCUACAUUGACAAGCUCUCCCAAGGUCCUAACUUAUGAUGAGGUGAUGGCUGCAGCAGGGAACUUAUUAGAUUUGACUCUUGCUCAUGAAAUUGCUGUGAAUGAGAACUUUGAAGUGAAACAAACUCCUGUUCCUGAGAACAGCAUUUUAGGUCAAGUGAAGCACAUUAUGCACCAGGCCUUCUGGGAUCUUCUGGAAUCUGAACUAAAUGCUGAACCUCCUCAGUAUGAACACGCCAUCAAACUGUUUGAAGAAAUCAGAGAGAUUCUUCUCUCUUUUCUGAGCCAUGGUGGCAACCGGCUUCGCACCCAGAUCUCGGAAGUGCUGGAUACAGACCUCAUCAGGCAGCAAGCUGAGCAUAGUACAGUUGAUGUCCAGGGUCUGGCCAACUAUAUCAUCAGCACAAUGGGAAAGAUGUGUGCUCCCAUUCGAGACAAUGACAUUAAAGAAUUAAAAGUCACUGGCAACAUUGUGGAGGUGCUAAGGCAAAUAUAUCAUGUCCUGGACCUUAUGAGGAUGGACAUGGUCAAUUUUGCAAUUAGGGGCAUUAGACCAAUUCUUCAACGCCAGUUGGUUGAUUAUGAGAGAAACAAGUUCCAGGAAAUUUUAGAAGAAACUCCAGGUGCUCUUAAACAAACUACAGAAUGGAUAAAAGAAUCUCUAGAUAAAGAGCUAGGUUCUCUUUCCGAGACAACUUUAACUCCUGGGGCUGAAAGUACCUCCAAAGCCAGUCCAAACCCUACAUUGGUGCUAAAUAAUAGUUACUUGAAACUAUUACAGUGGGAUUACCAGAAAAAGGUAUUUCCAGAGACACUGAUAACAGAUGAAGUUCGUCUUCAAGAAUUAGCAGAAAAGCUGAAUCAAUUGAAAAUAAUUGCCUGCUUGUCCCUGAUUACCAAAAACAUGGUUGGUGCUAUUAUUGAAGGCCAACCUCAGCUUGAAAGCAGGUUAAAAAAGAUUUCAGCUGUUCUACUGGAAGACAUGAGUAAAAUGACCUUUAACCUAAAGGAAGCUUUGAAUUCAAUUGGUGUUCAGAUGUGUGCUGAGGUUAAUAAGACCCUAGCAGAGAGAGGCUUGCCCACUUUAGACACUGAAAUCCAGACUAAUCUUGUGGGCCAGUUUUCAAGUAUUGAAGAGGAAGGCAAUGCGAUCUGGUCAUUGAUUGAUAAACGGAUCCAACUGUACAUGAAAAACUUACUUUACCUGCCAAGUUCUCAAAAGUCCCUGCCACCGGUGCCCGGAGGCCUUGCCAUCAUCCAGCAUGAACUGGAAGCGAUAGGCUCUCAAUAUGCAAACAUUGUGAAUUUCAACAAGCAAGUGUAUGGACCGUUCUAUGCAAAUAUACUUCGCAAGCUGCUCUUUGGGGAAGAAGUCCCUGGGCAGGUAGAUGCUUCAUCACCUGCAAACUAAACUUGAACUGACCCUUGCUGAGAGAUUGGAAAUUCAGCAUUUCAGUUCCCAGAUGCUCCCAUUGGAGGUGGUAGAGGUACAGGUGUGGCACAUUUGGAGUCCUGUCUGAGGCAAUGUGUGAGCCCCAGUUUGUGUCAUACAGUAAGGUUAGUGUUGUGGAAGACAACACAUCAAAGAGAAUAUUUACGCGGCACUUCCAAGUUAAAAAAAAAAAGGUGUAGUGAACAGAAAGCAUUUUUUAGAAAGCAAUUUUUAUUUCAUUAUAUUACCUAUAUAAUACUUGUAAAUGUUCUAUCAUUUCUAUCUUGCUUAGCCAUACAAUCCGUAGAAAUUACAUUUUCUCACUUGUUACUAUCAAAUCUAAAUUUUUUUUAAUUUUAGUAUAAUUUCACUGAAAGAGUUAAAAGUUGAAAGAAUAACCAAGUGAUGGUCUGAAUAAAUUGUGUGAAGUGAGCAUAA
Messenger RNA from Suncus etruscus (white-toothed pygmy shrew), 2163 nucleotides. RefSeq names its product t-complex 11 like 2 (gene TCP11L2). Gene Ontology annotation, biological process: signal transduction. The transcript has 10 exons. Lineage: Eukaryota; Metazoa; Chordata; Mammalia; Eulipotyphla; Soricidae. The record is from RefSeq and is a predicted model, not a curated record. Bases 172 to 1704 code for a protein of 510 amino acids.